GUUCAAGCUUUGAUCCUAUUGAAUUUUAUUUAAAAGUUGCAACUUUUUUGGCAGCUCCAAAGAAAAAGACUUCUCAUUCAAAGAAACGAAUGCGUUCGGCGAACAAAGGGUUGAAAGACAAAACAAACAUU
Molecule: messenger RNA, 131 nt
Organism: Dentiscutata heterogama
Lineage: Eukaryota; Fungi; Glomeromycota; Glomeromycetes; Diversisporales; Gigasporaceae
Source: the annotation of a GenBank genome assembly